UUUUCUAAAUAAUUAAAGGCUAUUCGUAAACUUGUAGAGAUUUCAUUUUUCUCCCAAAGAAAGAUUUAUUGGUUCACUCCUUUGGGGAGCCAUAUAGAUUUUUAUAUUUGGCCUAGCUUAUGCCUGGGUCCUUUCCAUAAGGGUGUAAGUAGAAUUGUGUUAGAUGUAAAGGUGUGUAUAAAAUGUUCAAAGUAACUUUCAGUCCAGGUUUCUCUUGAGGGUGAAAGGUUCUAAGUCUCUGAGGCCAGACCUUUCAAGGCUGGUAAUGCCACUGACUUCAGCAGAGCCAUGCAAUUUCUGAACAUUGUCCCUGUACAAGAUCAGUUUCAAACAAACCUAUGGAAACACAAUUGUUAAGCCACCAGGCCCAGUUUAUCUUUAUUAGCAGCUGUAGCCAGCAAAGACCUGUAGUCACGAAUAACUCCUCUAAUGGAUUCUGUACCUCGGCGUGAUGUGAAAGAUUUGUCACCCGGAUGCAGAGCCUACAGCCGGACCCAGCCGCCCGCUACCGCAAUGUGUUGGAGGCGCUCUGGAGGAUUAUAAGAACGGAGGGGCUGUGGAGGCCUAUGCGGGGGCUGAACGUCACAGCGACGGGCGCGGGGCCUGCCCAUGCCCUCUAUUUUGCCUGCUAUGAAAAGUUAAAAAAGACAUUGAGUGAUGUAAUCCACCCUGGGGGCAAUAGCCAUAUUGCCAACGGUGCGGCCGGGUGUGUAGCAACAUUACUGCAUGAUGCAGCCAUGAAUCCAGCAGAAGUGGUCAAGCAGAGGAUGCAGAUGUACAAUUCACCAUACCACCGGGUGACAGACUGUGUGCGGGCAGUGUGGCAAAAUGAAGGGGCCGGCGCCUUCUAUCGUAGCUACACCACGCAGCUAACCAUGAAUGUUCCCUUCCAAGCCAUUCACUUCAUGACCUAUGAAUUCCUGCAGGAGCACUUUAACCCCCAAAGACGGUACAGCCCCAGCUCCCACGUCCUCUCCGGAGCCUGUGCAGGAGCCGUCGCUGCCGCCGCCACGACCCCACUGGACGUUUGCAAAACACUGCUCAACACCCAGGAGUCCCUGGCCUUGAACUCAAACAUCACGGGACACAUCACAGGCAUGGCAAGUGCCUUCAGGACGGUGUAUCAAGUAGGCGGGGUGACCGCCUACUUCCGAGGGGUGCAGGCCAGAGUAAUUUACCAGAUCCCCUCCACAGCCAUCGCGUGGUCUGUGUAUGAGUUCUUCAAAUACCUAAUCACCAAACGGCAACAAGAGUGGAGGGCCAGCAAGUGAAGUGAAGCAGCAGAAAAGGCAGCCACGUUCUCUGUCUCCUGGCCUGCUCCAGCCUUGCGUGGAGUUGGAAGGAAGGGAGAGGGUUCUCCCCGGGCUAUUGGUGUUUUGGCUAACCCCAGUUCCUGCCGACCUCUGUUGCCGCCACCUUUCCUUCCGGGCCCUGAGCAAUGCAGCAAAGCACACCACAGCACCUCUGAUAACCUCUCUCCCUCCUGGGCCUGACGACCUGCUCUAGACUGUUACAGAGGGAUAAGCAGCUCAUUCCCGUGGUUCCUAAUAAAAAGCCUUUAAAUUAAA
Messenger RNA from Lutra lutra (Eurasian river otter), 1568 nucleotides. RefSeq names its product solute carrier family 25 member 28 (gene SLC25A28). The transcript is spliced from 4 exons. Gene Ontology annotation, biological process: iron import into the mitochondrion. Gene Ontology annotation, cellular component: mitochondrial membrane. NCBI's taxonomy places the organism in Eukaryota, Metazoa, Chordata, Mammalia, Carnivora, Mustelidae. Bases 474 to 1271 code for a protein of 265 amino acids. The record is from RefSeq and is a predicted model, not a curated record. Gene Ontology annotation, molecular function: ferrous iron transmembrane transporter activity.